AUGGGACAAAUCUUCCCAAGUCUCACGUCGCAUGGCGCAAAGGAUAACAGAAAUGACGAACUACACCGGAUUAUAAAUCAAAAUUUAAUUAUGUCAUCGUCGUCGGUUAUGCCCGGCUCCCCACUAACAUCAACUGGACUGAUAUCAUCAUCAUUGUCAUCAUCUGCGUCAGAUAUGCCCUAUCCUCCGUCAUCUAUUUCAGCAUCUUCAUCACAGUAUCAACACACAAGUGGCAGCAGCAUAAAAGGUUUUGAUUCAUCCAAUGUGAUCGAUGAACAACAACAGAAACAGGAACAACAUUUCAGCAGUCGACAAUUAGGCAGAGACACAAUAGCGCAACGCCCAACACAUAAAAUGCUGGGAGUUGGCAACAUUGGAGACGGUAAUGCUGAGAACCAACUUGAUGCGUCUGGUGAGAGUGCGGAUGUGUUUAAUAGUGCACCCAUGUAUUUUGGUACUGAAAAUUCUACAGUGGUGUCGACUCAAAUCGGUGCCACAGCACAUAUACCCUGCACAGUACAUCAUAUCGGUGAUGGUGUGGUAUCCUGGAUAAGAAAAAAAGACUAUCACCUACUGACAGUUGGUUUAACCACAUACAGCAGUGAUGAGCGCUUUAGUGCAACGCAUUUAAAACACUCUGAGGAUUGGACGCUGCAAAUAAAAUUUGUGCAACUACGUGACGCUGGCGUCUACGAGUGUCAAGUAUCAACCCAUCCGCCCACAUCAAUAUUUUUACAUUUGAAUGUUGUUGGUGAGUAUCAGUGUUGGAUGAAUGCAUUCACAUAA
Messenger RNA from Teleopsis dalmanni, 786 nucleotides. RefSeq lists its product as uncharacterized. The transcript has 4 exons. The coding region runs from base 1 to 786 and encodes 261 amino acids. Gene Ontology annotation, biological process: synapse organization. Gene Ontology annotation, cellular component: neuron projection membrane. The record is from RefSeq and is a predicted model, not a curated record. Lineage: Eukaryota; Metazoa; Arthropoda; Insecta; Diptera; Diopsidae.